AUGGCGAAUUUGCAAUUGACUGGUAUUCUGGAGAAGAUGACUGGAAAAGAUAAAGACUACAGAUACAUGGCUACAUCUGAUCUGCUGAAUGAGUUGAACAAGGAUGGGUUCAAGACCGAUGCUGACAUGGAGAUAAAGUUGACAAACAUCAUCCUACAGCAACUUGACGAUGUUGCGGGCGAUGUUUCUGGACUGGCUGUAAAAUGUCUUGCCCCAUUGGUGAAGAAGGUUACUGAUGCACGAGUAGCUGAGAUGACUACUAAACUAUGCACUAAGUUGCUGAAUCCUAAAGAUCAGCAUCGUGACAUUGCAAGCAUAGCUUUGAAGACUAUCAUAGCUGAAGUUACUGUUCCGUCUCUUGCUCAGUUGAUUCUCAACUCUUUGACUCCACAAUUGAUAAGCGGAAUAACUAGUCAGGGGGUGACCACAGAGAUAAAAUGUGAAGGUCUGGAUAUUUUAUGUGAAGUCCUCCACAAAUUUGGAAGUUUAAUGGCUGCAGGCCAUGAAACUCUCCUGGCUGCUCUUCUAUCCCAAUUGAACUCCGUUCAAGCUAGUGUUAGAAAGAAGACAGUUUCUUGUGUUGCUGCUCUUGCCUCAAGCUUGUCAGAUGACUUGUUGGCCAAGGCAACUGUUGAAGUUGUUCAGAAAUUGAGAAGCAAAGGUGUGAAGCCUGAAAUUACUAGAACAAAUAUUCAAAUGAUUGGUUCUCUAAGCCGUGCUGUUGGAUACCGCUUUGGACCCCAUCUUGGAGAUACAGUUCCAGUGCUGAUCAAUUACUGCACUAAUGCAUCUGAGAAUGACGAGGAACUUCGUGAAUAUAGCUUACAGGCACUAGAAAGUUUUCUGCUCAGAUGCCCCAGGGACAUUUCUUCGUACUGUGAUGCCAUUCUACGGCUUGCUUUGGAAUACCUAAGCUACGAUCCCAACUUUACUGAUAACAUGGAAGAGGACACCGAUGAUGACACUCAUGAGGAGGAAGAAGAUGAUGAAAGUGCAAAUGAAUAUACUGAUGAUGAGGAUGUUAGCUGGAAAGUUCGAAGAGCUGCUGCUAAAUGCUUAGCUGCACUGAUUGUUUCUCGUCCUGAGCUACUGUCAAAGCUGUAUUUGGAGGCAUGUCCGAAAAUAAUUGAUAGAUUUAAAGAGAGGGAAGAGAAUGUGAAGAUGGACGUGUUCAAUACAUUUAUUGAGCUACUACGUCAGACUGGGAAUGUUACAAAAGGACAAACAGACAUGGAUGAAUCAAGUGCAAGAUGGUUAUUGAAGCAAGAGGUUCCAAAGAUUGUAAAGUCUAUUAAUAGACAGUUGCGUGAGAAAUCUAUCAAGACAAAGGUUGGUGCUUUUUCUGUUCUGAAAGAACUGGUAGUUGUUUUGCCAGACUGUCUAGCAGAGCACAUAGGAUCACUGAUUCCUGGAAUUGAAAAGGCACUAAAUGACAAAUCUUCAACCUCAAACUUGAAGAUUGAAGCUCUUGUUUUUACAAGAUUAGUAUUGGCUUCACACUCACCACCUGUCUUCCAUCCAUAUGUCAAGGCUCUUUCUAGUCCUGUCCUAUCUGCCGUUGGUGAACGGUAUUACAAGGUUACAGCUGAGGCUUUAAGAGUAUGCGGGGAACUUGUUCGUGUCUUGAGACCAAAUAUUCAGGACUAUGGUUUUGAUUUCCAACCUUAUGUUCACCCAAUAUAUAAAGCCAUCAUGUCACGUUUGACGAACCAAGAUCAAGACCAGGAGGUUAAAGAGUGUGCUAUUUCUUGCAUGGGACUUGUCAUCUCAACAUUUGGUGACAGCCUCAGAGCAGAGUUGCCUGCUUGUCUACCUGUCCUUGUUGACCGAAUGGGGAAUGAAAUUACUAGGCUUACUGCUGUAAAGGCUUUUGCAGUCAUUGCGACUUCUCCUCUACGAAUUGAUCUAGCUUGUGUCUUGGAGCAUGUGAUUGGAGAGUUGACAGCAUUUUUGAGGAAGGCCAACCGAGCGCUCCGGCAGGCGACUUUAGGAACACUAAAUUCACUGGUUUCUGCUUAUGGAGAUCUAAUUGGUUCAUCUGCUUAUGAAGUCAUUAUUGUGGAGCUGUCAACGCUGAUAAGUGAUUCAGACUUGCACAUGACAGCGCUUGCACUUGAAUUAUGCUGCACCCUAAUGGCCGAUAGCAGAUCAAGCCAAAGUAUAGGUUUGGCCGUGAGAAAUAAAGUUCUUCCCCAGGCAUUGACUUUAAUCAAAAGUUCGUUGCUACAGGGUCAAGCUCUCUUGGCCGUGCAGAACUUUUUUGCUGCUUUGGUGUCUUCCGCUAAUACAAGCUUCGACACUUUAUUGGACUCACUUCUUUCUAGUGCUAAACCAACUCCUCAGUCUGGUGGCAUUGCGAAACAGGCAUUGUAUUCUAUAGCCCAGUGUGUGGCAGUGCUUUGCCUUGCUGCAGGAGAUCAGAAAUGUUCAUCAACAGUUAGGAUGCUUACAGAGAUCCUCAAAGAUGACAGUAGUUCUAAUUCUGCUAAGAAGCAUGUUGCCUUGCUGUGCUUGGGGGAAAUAGGGAGAAGGAAAGAUUUAAGUGCACAUGCUCAUAUUGAAACCAUCAUCAUUGAUUCCUUCCAGUCUCCCUUUGAGGAGAUUAAGUCUGCUGCUUCCUAUGCUCUGGGAAAUAUUGCUGUCGGUAAUUUGUCGAAGUAUCUACCGUUUAUAUUGGACCAGAUUGAUAAUCAGCAGAAGAAACAGUAUCUAUUGCUUCAUUCUCUCAAAGAGGUUAUUGUGAGGCAAUCAGUUGAUAAGGCAGAGUUCCAGGAUUCUAGUGUUGAAAAGAUACUGAAGCUGCUGUUUAAUCACUGUGAGAGUGAUGAAGAGGGUGUCCGAAAUGUUGUGGCUGAAUGCUUGGGCAAAAUUGCUCUUAUCGAACCUGCAAAACUUAUCCCUGCUCUCAAGGUGAGAACAACUAGUCCGGCAGCUUUUACAAGAGCAACAGUUGUGAUUGCUGUGAAAUAUUCUAUAGUUGAGAGGGCGGAGAAAAUAGAUGAAAUUAUAUUCCCUGAGAUAUCCUCUUUCCUCAUGCUCAUCAAGGAUAAUGACCGGCAUGUCAGGCGUGCGGCUGUGUUGGCCUUGAGUACGUUUGCUCACAAUAAACCCAACCUGAUCAAGGGAAUUCUUCCUGAAUUAUUGCCACUUCUCUAUGAUCAGACAGUAGUUAAGAAAGAAUUAAUACGAACGGUCGAUCUUGGGCCUUUCAAGCACAUUGUGGAUGAUGGAUUGGAGUUGAGGAAAGCUGCUUUUGAAUGUGUAGAUACAUUGUUGGACAGCUGUCUGGACCAAGUAAAUCCGUCGUCCUUCAUAGUCCCCUAUCUGAAAUCUGGCCUCGAAGAUCAUUAUGAUGUGAAGAUGCCUUGCCACCUCAUCCUAUCCAAACUGGCGGAUAAAUGUCCAUCUGCUGUGCUUGCAGUCCUGGACUCAUUGGUAGAUCCUCUUCAAAAAACUAUCAAUUUCAAGCCAAAGCAAGAUGCUGUGAAGCAAGAAGUUGACCGUAACGAAGAUAUGAUCCGCAGCGCUCUUCGAGCAAUUGCUGCUCUGAAUCGGAUAAGUGGCGGUGAUUGCAGCCUUAGAUUCAAGAAUCUGAUGAGUGAAAUCGGAAAAUCACCAACACUCUCGGACAAGUACUACUCAAUCAGGAACGAGUAG
Molecule: messenger RNA, 3657 nt
Organism: Linum trigynum
Lineage: Eukaryota; Viridiplantae; Streptophyta; Magnoliopsida; Malpighiales; Linaceae
Source: the annotation of a GenBank genome assembly